This is a messenger RNA of Onychostoma macrolepis, 1421 nucleotides long. RefSeq names its product P2Y purinoceptor 14-like. Gene Ontology annotation, biological process: G protein-coupled receptor signaling pathway. The record is from RefSeq and is a predicted model, not a curated record. NCBI's taxonomy places the organism in Eukaryota, Metazoa, Chordata, Actinopteri, Cypriniformes, Cyprinidae. The transcript has a single exon. Gene Ontology annotation, cellular component: membrane. Gene Ontology annotation, molecular function: G protein-coupled purinergic nucleotide receptor activity. The coding region runs from base 1 to 1044 and encodes 347 amino acids.
AUGGACUACAUCAAUACUACACAGACAGAACCAAAAAACAGCACAAACGUCAGCAGCGUGUUCACACAUCAGGUUCUGCCAGUGCUCUACACCAUCAUCUGUGCUUGUGCCUUCAUUCUCAAUGGACUCGCCGCUUGGAUCUUCUUCAGGGUUCCCACCUCCUCAGCCUUAGUAGUUUACCUAAAAAACAUGGUGGUGGCAGACAUUCUGAUGUUGUUUACCUACCCGUGGCGUGUAGUGGGUGACCUCGGUUACGGCGGCUUGCAAUUGAAGCUGAUAGUUUGCCGCUACACAGCUGUGCUUUUCUACCUCAGCAUGUACACAGGAAUAACCUUCAUGAGCCUCAUCAGCUUGGAACGCUACUUCAAAAUCGUACACAGCACCUUUGGCAUGUCUUCCUUUCUGCAGCGUGUUUCGGUAGCGAAGGCUCUCGCUCUGCUAACUUGGGGCGUCAUGAUGUUCUUCAUGCUGCCGAACACCAUAUUAACCAACCAGCCGAUGCCUAAGGUUUUCUCCUGCAUGGCCCUGAAGAGUGACCUGGGUCGGCGCUGGCAUGAAGUUUCAGCCCACUUCAAUGUUGGAAUCUUCUGGGUGGUGUUCCUGUUGAUGGUGUUUUGCUACACCUCCAUUGCUUGUCAUGUUUACCGUUCUUACAAACGCGUGCAGCAGAACAGCAGUAAGGUGAGACGGCGGUCAAAUCGAAGCAUCUUUAGCUUGCUGGCUGUCUUUGUCUUCUGCUUUGUUCCGUACCACGUUUGUCGCGUGCCCUACACACUUAGCCAAAGCCACAAGGAUGAUUUUAGCACCUACAACCACUUCAUUCUCUUCCAGGUCAAAGAAGCUAUGCUCUUCCUGUCUGCCCUUAAUGUGUGUCUGGAUCCUGUCAUCUACGUUUUCAUGUGCAGGACAUUCAGAGAGUCACUUUUGCAGAAAAUAUCAUUUGUAAACUGGAAAAACAGGAGGCCUUCAAAUAGGCAGUGGGCUCAGUAUCAGCAAUCUGUAAAGACUGAGCAACAAAGUAAAACAACCAUUAGCCAUUUGUAAGAUUGAAAAGAUAUUUUAACUUGAAACCACAUGCCUAGCUGUGGUUUCCUUGUAUGUGAAAAUGCAGUAUGAAGAGAUGGAGCGGAAGAAGGUCACAACAAAGUGGUGUUUUAAAAAAAAAAAACCUUAACUGGAGAGUUCACCUAUAAAUAGAAAUUCUGACAUAAUUUUCUCACCCUCAUCUCAUUUUAAAUCUUUUACUCCUAAAAAUAAUUGUUGCGAAAAGCAAAGGUGUAAAGUCCAGGGGUCAGAAAAUAAAAGUCCUGCCAUAUGUUUAUUCCACCGAUGAACUGAUUUCACCAGAGGAGGAACCACGUCAUUCUUUUCAAGUCACAAGCAAGUCUCAAGUCAAAUCCCAAGUCUUCAAAGAGUUCAAG